Molecule: messenger RNA, 6101 nt
Organism: Pelobates fuscus (common spadefoot toad)
Lineage: Eukaryota; Metazoa; Chordata; Amphibia; Anura; Pelobatidae
Gene: MON2
Product: MON2 homolog, regulator of endosome-to-Golgi trafficking
Exons: 35
Coding region: 177-5342 (1721 amino acids)
Source: RefSeq, a predicted model, not a curated record
GGCUGUUACGUGUCAGUGUGGAGCGCGGUGGAUUGUGGGAGUCCGUCUGAUGGCGGAGUAGAUGGACUGACAGCUCCCGUUUCCAGUCGGGGGUUAUGAUCCGGGUCUGAAAGGCUGGGUGUCGGCAGCUCGUGUCUCCUGGCCUUUGCUUUGGGGGAGGAUCACUGUUCGCCGUCAUGGCUUCAAACACCAGCAGCCCCGAGGCCGUGAAGAAGCUCCUGGAGAACAUGCAGAGUGACCUGCGGGGCCUGUCCAUGGAGUGCAAGAAGAAGUUCCCCCCAGUGAAGGAGGCUGCAGAAUCUGGAAUUGUAAAGGUGAAAAACAUAUCUGCAAGGAGCCCUGACAUACUGACAGCCUUGAAAGAGAACAGUUCUGAAGUAGUGCAGCCAUUCCUCAUGGGAUGUGGAACAAAAGAACCGAAAAUCACUCAGCUGUGCCUUGCUGCCAUUCAGAGGCUUAUGUCACAUGAAGUGGUGUCUGAGGCUGCAGCAGGUAACAUUAUCAACAUGUUAUGGCAGCUUAUGGAGAAUGGUCUGGAAGAACUGAAGCUACUACAAACCGUUCUGGUCCUGUUAACCACCAAUACAGUAGUACACGAUGAUUCGCUUUCCAAGGCAAUUGUUCUUUGUUUUCGACUGCACUUUACAAAAGACAACAUUACCAAUAACACUGCUGCAGCCACUGUGCGACAAGUGGUCACUGUGGUCUUUGAGAGAAUGGUAGCUGAAGAUGAACGGUACAAAGAUAUUCCAGAGCAACCUGUGCCUGUCACCGGGAACACUAACAGAAGAUCUGUCAGCACGCUAAAGCCAUGUGCUAAAGAUGCCUACAUGCUCUUUCAGGACUUAUGCCAGUUAGUAAAUGCCGAUGCACCUUACUGGCUUGUGGGUAUGACUGAAAUGACAAGAACAUUUGGCCUGGAACUUCUUGAGUCUGUUCUACAUGACUUUCCCCAAGUGUUCUUACAGCACCAAGAAUUUAGUUUCCUCCUUAAAGAAAGAGUGUGCCCUCUUGUGAUAAAGCUCUUCUCGCCAAAUAUUAAGUUCCGACAAGGCUCCAGCAGCAACUCUUCUCCAGCUCCUGUAGAAAAGCCAUACUUUCCUAUUUGUAUGCGACUCUUAAGAGUAGUGUCUGUCCUAAUUAAGCAGUUUUAUGGGCUUCUGGUAACAGAAUGUGAAAUCUUCCUGUCACUCUUGGUUAAGUUCCUGGAUGCAGAUAAGCCUCAGUGGUUAAGAGCAGUAGCAGUAGAAUCCAUACACCGACUAUGUGUGCAACCUCAACUGCUAAGGUCUUUUUGUCAGUCCUACGAUAUGAAACCACAUUCUACAAAGGUUUUCCGUGACAUUGUGAAUGCUCUGGGCUCAUUUAUACAGUCACUCUUCCUCAUACCAAGUGCUGGAAUUACGUCAGCGACGGCUAAUCCUACAGCUGGCUCUAGCUCGAUUGCUCCUGCUUCAAAUCAGGCCACAGCUGGAAUGGCAGCCGUCACUGGGAAUGCAACUGUACUUCCUGCUUUUGAGUACAGAGGCACCUGGAUUCCAAUCAUGACUAUUUCCAUUCAAGGCAGUGCUAAGGCUACCUAUCUAGAAAUGCUGGAUAAGGUUGAACCUCCCACCAUCCCUGAAGGUUACGCUAUGUCUGUUGCCUUUCAUUGCUUGCUAGACCUUGUGCGUGGCAUUACCACCAUGAUAGAAGGAGAGAUCGGCCAAGCUGAAACAGAUUCCCAUAUUUCAGCCGAGGAAACUGUGUCUCGUGCGCAAACUAGUGAGCAACCGGACCUCGCAACUGUAUCGGAUCCAGCUGAGAGAGAAACAGAAGUUGGGAGAACAGUAUGGGAGGAAAUGAUCAAUGCAUGCUGGUGCGGCCUACUUGCAGCUCUCUCUCUCCUUCUUGAUGCAAGCACGGAUGAAAGUGCAUCAGAAAACAUCCUGAAAGCAGAAAUGACUAUGGCAGCUCUAUGUGGAAAACUAGGACUUGUGACCCCCAGAGAUGCCUUCAUAACAGCCAUUUGCAAAGGUUCCUUACCACCUCACUAUACCCUCACUGUGCUGAACAGCUCAUCUGCAGCUUUAUGCAACAAAUCUUAUUCCAUUCAGGGGCAGAGUGUUCAGAUGAUAAGCCCCUCGAGUGACUCUCAUCAGCAAGUCGUAGCUGUGGGUCAGCCUCUAGCUUUACAACCACAAGGAACUGUCAUGCUUACUGCUAAAAAUAUCCAGUGUAUGCGGACCCUGCUGAAUCUUGCUCAUUGCCAUGGAGGAUUUUUGGGGACUUCCUGGCAACUUGUCCUGGCAACACUUCAGCAUCUAGUAUGGAUACUUGGAUUGAAGCCUAGCAGUGGUGGAGCUUUAAAACCUGGGAGAGCCGUAGAAGGACCAAGUACGGUUUUGACUACUGCAGUUAUGACAGACUUACCUGUUAUCUCCACAAUCCUGUCACGUCUCUUUGAAAGCUCACAAUAUUUGGAUGAUGUGUCUCUUCAUCACUUAAUCAAUGCUCUCUGUUCAUUGUCUCUGGAAGCCAUGGAUAUGGCGUAUGGAAACAACAAGGAACCUUCACUUUUUGCUGUUGCAAAGCUAUUGGAAACUGGGCUGGUGAAUAUGCAUAGAAUUGAGAUUUUGUGGAGACCUCUCACUGGGCAUUUAAUAGAGGUUUGUCAGCAUCCAAAUGCUAGAAUGAGAGAAUGGGGUGCGGAAGCAUUAACAUCUCUGAUUAAAGCAGGACUGGCCUUCAAACAUGAGCCACUCCUUUCACAAAAUCAGAGACUACAGUUGCUCUUAUUAAAUCCGCUGAAAGAACUUUCAAACAUUGUCCACCAUGAUAUUCGGCUGAAGCAGCUGGAGUGUGUGCUGCAGAUCCUGCAAAGCCAGGGAGAUAGUCUUGGUCCUGGGUGGCCUCUUGUGCUUGGAGUUAUAGGAGCAAUUCGGAAUGAUCAAGGGGAAUCUUUAAUACGGACUUCAUUCCAGUGCCUUCAGUUGGUUGUAACAGACUUUCUACCGACAAUGCCUUGCACUUGCCUGCAGAUAGUUGUAGAAGUGGCUGGAAGCUUUGGGCUUCAGAAUCAAGAACUAAAUAUUAGUUUAACAUCUAUUGGUUUGCUGUGGAAUAUAUCUGAUUACUUCUUCCAAAGAGGAGAAACUAUAGAGAAAGAACUGAAUAGAGAAGAAGAUAUCCUGCAGAGGCAGGCAAAAGAGAAAGGGGUGGCUUUAAAUCGUCCUUUCCACCCAGCACCCCCAUUUGAUUGCUUGUGGCUGUGUCUGUAUGCCAAACUGGGAGAACUGUGUGUAGACACGCGCCCUGCAGUUCGGAAAAGCGCCGGGCAGACCUUAUUCUCUACAAUAGGGGCCCACGGAACUCUACUGCAGCACGCUACGUGGCACACUGUUAUAUGGAAGGUCCUAUUUCACCUGCUGGAUCAGGUUCGAGAGUCUUCUACUACAGCAGACAAAGAGAAGAUUGAGUCUGGAGGUGGCAAUAUCUUAAUCCAUCACUCUAGGGACACAGCAGAGAAACAGUGGGCAGAAACGUGGGUACUAACACUAGCAGGUGUGGCACGGAUAUUUAACACUAGAAGAUAUUUACUCCAGUCUCUAGGUGAUUUUUCCAAGGCCUGGGAUGUCCUGCUGGAUCACAUUCAGUCUGCAGCUCUGAGCAAAAACAAUGAGGUCUCCUUAGCUGCAUUAAAAAGCUUCCAGGAAAUCCUGCAAAUAGUUAGCCCUACUAGGGAACCUGAUAAACCUGAUUCACUGCCCGGAGUAACAGUAGCUGUUCCUGUUCAGAUCGGCCCAGUUACCGCAGCUGGACCGGGGAGACCAUUAACAAGAGCAGAUUCCACAGGAGAAAGACUCAGCAGAUACAAUAGUUGUGAGCAGCCCAUCGCCAUGGAUGAGAUUGAAGACUCUGCUUUGUGGUGGGCAGCAUGGAACACUUGGUACCAGAUCGGCACGGAGAGCACCAAGCCACCUGCUACUUCUGACAAACUGGCAUUUAUCCCAAGUCAACCUUUUCUUACAGCUUUAAUUCAGAUUUUCCCAGCACUUUAUCAUCAUAUUAAAACUGCUUUUAGCAUGGAAGACCUACAAAAGCUGGGAGUUAUAUUACAUGGGGCUGUAUCAGUGCCUAUAAGCUCAGACGCCUCUCCUUUCAUCCUCCCCUCUUAUACUGAAGCAGUGUUGACAAGCCUGCAAGAGUCUGUGCUUACAGCUUUGGAUGUCUUACAAAAGGCAAUCUGCAUAGGCCCUGAAAACAUGCAGAUUAUGUACCCAGCAAUCUUUGAACAGCUCUCUGCAUUUGUUCAAUUCUCGUGCAAACCUCCCCAGUAUGGAAAGUUGGAAACCAAACACGUUGCAAAUGCAAAAUAUAACCAGAUCCAACUAUUUGCACCGGCAGAGUGGGUGGCUUUAAAUUAUGUACCUUUUGCCGAGAAAUCUUUAGAAGUUAUGGUGGAUCUGUACCAGAAAACCGCAUGCCAUAAAGCAGUAGUGAAUGAGAAGGUUCUCCAGAAUGUGAUUAAGACUUUAAGGGUACCUCUCAGCUUAAAAUACGCCUGUCCUUCAGAAAGCACUUGGAAAUUGGCAGUAACGUCCCUCCUUAAAGUUCUCUCAGUGGGGUUACCUGUAGCGAGGCAGCACGCAUCUUCUGGGAAAUUUGAAGGCAUGUGGCCGGAAUUGGCCAAUACGUUUGAAGACUUUCUAUUUACAAAAAGCACAGCGCCAGAUAAUCUUUCAAUUGAAGAGUUUCAAAGAAAUGAGAGCAUUGAUGUUGAGGUAGUACAGCUUAUCAGCACAGAGAUACUGCCCUACGCCAACUUUAUUCCAAAAGAUUUUGUGGGUAAAAUCAUGACUAUGCUUAACAAAGGCUCCAUACAUUCACAGUCAUCAUCAUUUACUGAAGCCGAAAUAGACAUUAGGAUGCGAGAAGAGUUUUCAAAAGUGUGCUUUGAGACAUUACUCCAGUUCUCAUUUAGCAAUAAAGUAACAACCCCACAGGAAGGAUAUAUCUCUAGAAUGGCGCUUUCUGUGCUUUUAAAAAGGUCUCAAGAUGUCCUGCACCGUUACAUAGACGACGAAAGGCUGAGUGGUAAAUGUCCAUUGCCUAGGCAGCGUGUAACAGAAAUUAUAUUUGUUUUAAAGGCUGUCAGCACCCUUAUAGAUUCUCUCAAGAAAACCCACCCAGAUAAUGUUGAUGGUAACACCUGGGCUCAGGUAAUCUCUUUGUAUCCUACCCUUGUGGAAUGCAUCACGUGUUCGUCCUCGGAGGUGUGUACAGCUCUUAAAGAAGCUUUAGUUCCAUUUAAGGACUUCAUGCAUCCACCAGCAGCCAAGGUCCAGAAUGGAGAGUCAUGACCGGGGGCUUCAAACUGACCGAAAAAAAAAUGACAAAAAUCCAGCCCCAGUGAAUGUCUCUUCCUAAGUGAAAUUAUUUUUCAAAGGGACAACUUUUCAUGGACUACAACAAGAAGCCAGCCAUGACCUCCUUUUAAAUAUAAAAAUGAGCUCAGUAAUUCAUAAAUACAAGCUUACACCUCAGUCAAUGUUCCAGAGUGAGUAGAAACAUGGACUUUUUCUGAAUAGAAGUUGAUUAGAUGAAUCAAAUUAUAAUUUUUGUGUUGAAGCUGAAGAGGUGAGGUGGUACACGACGGUGGGCUAUUAUAAAGUGUAUGGGGUUGUUUGAUGUAUUAAACAAAGUAUUACAUUUCAGUCAACCUUAGUAGACUGCUGUUUGAUUCCUCUGAAAGUACAACACGUACUUUAUUUUAUGCAAGACAGUACUUUAACAUUCCAUAUUUUUUUGUUAGCAGCCUUUGUAAACCAAGAGAACUGACAUAUUUGUGUGUAAAAUAAAUGGUACAGUUCUGUAAUAAAUUGUCCCAUUUAUUAUUUAAAAAUAAUUUUUGGUACAGGCAGUGUUGAAAUGCACAAUAAAAUCUUUGUAGUGAUCUAGUAAAAUGUAUAGAGGCAUACUUCGUUAUUGAUGUGCCUCCUUUAAUGGGUGCAUAUUGUUAUCCAUAUCUGUGAACACUCAUAAAUAUAUUCAUUUGAAUGUAUCUUGUUUGCAUUUGAAAUGCAGUGGUUCAUGAUAUGAAUAUUAAAAGCACAAUGAUC